UCCUAGCCCACAAAUCUCUUCAUCUGCUUGCCUUCCCUGUAAUUCCAUUCAAAGGGACAGUCCGUUCUGCAAUAAGGCGCGAAUUUGUUCCAACCCGACCACUAUGCCGGCGUAGCCUAGUGCCGCGUACUUUGCGUUUGCUCGUGUGCGAUUCCGCCCUCGACAAGGUGCGAGAAGGGAGCCCACGGCCGGGAGCCUGUGGCCCAGCCUCCUCGGAGCACGCAGGCGCAAACCGCCCGCCGCCGUCGGGGACCCGCGCCGGGGGGCUCUCCUCGGAGAUCGGGCGGGUGGGCAGCCCCUCCUUCGGCGGCGGCGGCGCCCGCGGUGAGCGGCUCCCUGCCCCAGGCCCGCGCUCGCCCCCAGCCCGGCCAUGUCCAAGCGCCCCGGCUCCAAGCUGCCCGGCGGCGGGGCCGGCAAGAGGAAAGCCCUGAGCAUCAAGGAGAAGCUGGACAUCAUCAAGCGCUUUGAAGGCCACGAGCGAACGUGCGACAUCUCCCGCGCCACGGGCCUCAAGGAGUCCACGCUGCGCACCAUCCGCGACAAUGCGGGGAAGGUCAAAGAGACGUCCCGGACGGACGGCGGUCCGAGCGCGGCCAAGGCGAUCCGGACGCGGCCCAAGGAGAUGGAGGAGAUGGAGAGGCUGCUGAGCCUGUGGAUGGAGGGCAAGAGGUCGGGCACCGCCUUCCUGACGGCCAAGGGCAAGGCGCUGUCCAUCUACGCGGACCUGAAGCGCAAGGAGCCCAACCCCGGCGACGUGGCGCCCUUCCGGGCCAGCUGCGGCUGGUUCAGCGGCUUCAAGCACCGCUACAACUUCCAGAGCCUGCAGCUGCUGGGCGAGGCGGCCAGCGCGCAGCUCAAGGCGGCCAAGGAGCUGCCCGCGCUCAUCCAGAAGCUGAUCAAGGAGGAGGGCUACACGCUCGACCAGAUCUUCAACUUCGACGAGACAGGCCUCUACUACAGGCGCAUGCCCCGAAGCACCUACAUCGCCAAGGCCGACAAGCACGGGCCCGGGCCCAAGGCGGCCAAGGACCGCGUCACCGUCAUGGUCGGGGCUAACGCCAGCGGGGACCUGAAGCUGAAGCCAGUCGUGGUUUACCGCUCAGCCAACCCCCAGGCCUUGCGGGGCAUCGUCCAAGCCAGCCUCGGCGUCCACUACCGCUACAGCAAGAAGGGAUGGAUGACCGGCCAAAUCUGCAUCGACAUCUUCGCCGAAUUCUUCCCCGUUCUAGAGGAUUACUGCAAGAAGAAGAACUUGGCUUUUAAGAUCCUGAUCAUCAUCGAUAACGCGCCCAGCCAUCCUCUGACCAUCGCGGAGCUCAACCCAAACGUCAAGUUCAUCUUCCUGCCUCCGGAAACCACGUCCCUGAUUCAGCCCCUCGGGCAAGGGGCGAUCGCCCUGUUCAAGGCAUACUAUCUGAGGCGAACAUUUAAGAUGCUGCUUGCUGCUACUGGAGGGGAGAAUGCCGAAACUGUUCUCGAAUUCUGGAAGAGAUUUAACAUCAAAGUGGCCAUCGAUAUCAUCGUAGAAGCCUGGAAUGAUGUCACCAAAGAGUGCUUGCAUCGCGUGUGGAAGAAAAUGCUCCCCGACUUGAUUCAUGACUUUAAGGGGUUUGAACCUUCUGAGCAAUUGAAAAAAAUCAAAGCGAGCUGCGUCGACCUGGCCAAACAAGUGGGAUUUGAGGGGGUCAAGAAAGAGGACGUGGAUGAGCUUCUGGAGUCUCCUCCUGAUCACCCAAGCGCCCAAGACAUGCAACAGCUCGCUGCCGAUGGGCCAGUGGAGGCGGAAGAUGAGGAAGACGAUGACGGUCAGAAGGCUGCGCCCCGGCAGCUGGACACGCCUCAGUUAUCCGAUGUUUUAGGUGUGAUUGAGAAACAGUUGCAAUGGCUUGAGGAUAAUGACUAUAACGCAGAACGCAGCAGAAUCGUGGCUCGCGGCAUCCGGACCAAUUUGGAACCAUACCGGCACCUUCAGUACGAAAGGAGGCGGCUAGCCAAGCAGCAGAAAUUGUAUGUAUAUUUUAACCCGACCACAUCCGGAGGCCCAACUUCUCAUAUGCCUUUGGAUCACCCUUCUUCCACCGCUUCAAAAUGACUCACAGGCUGCAACCCUUCGCAUCAACAAGCAAACUUCAGGUCUUUAUCAAGGUGAAGUGCCAUUUAACGUGUAUAAAACUGUGCUACCAUUUUAAAAUUAUGUUUCUAUUUUGUUUAAAUGUGUCAUUUACAACGUUUUGGAGUGUGCUGCCCUAACCCCCUUUCCCCCACAAGCCCAGUGGCUUUUAUGGCUCCAUUUUGCCUCGGAAGGUGAUUUUUUAAUGAACACGUAGAUCGAGUUAUUGCGUCAUUGGCUCUAUUUUAUUAAGUGGCACCUUGUGAGGGCCUUGAGUCGGGGGACACAGAUAAAACAGACAGUGGACCAAGCAGCAGGCAUUUAUUAAGUACUUACUGAGAGCUAGGUACUGUACCAAACCCUGGCUUGUGGAGAAAAACAGAGCUGUCCCUGCCCUCACGACGCUUACAGACUUAAAAAAAAAUAGCUUUGGUGGGUGCUCCUUGUCUUUACAUUUCCCCAUGUCCACCUCACAGUAAAAAGAAGAAACACCUUGAAGUAAAACCAGUCCACACUCUGAGGUUCUGUCCUCAAGAGCCGAAGGAUUCCACAGCUCCAGAUCUACACUCUUUGGACAGAAGGGAGGUCUCUUUCCUUAGCUGCUUCUACUCCCAGAGCCAGGAAGGUACAUCUCCCUAUCCAAGGGCUUUAGGUUCUUAACCUUUGUUGUGACACGGACCCCAUUGGAAGUCUGGUGAGGACUCUGCAUCCCUUCUCAGGUGCCAUCUUCUGCAAGGAGCCUUUCCUGGACCUCCCACCUGCUAGCACCCUCCCUCCUAACAGAGCUUGUGUUUAAGUACAUGCUCAUUAACAGGACCUCUAAGGACUCCAAGAAAAUCUCCUGUGGUGCCAGGAGAGUUUGUGUCUAGGUUUCACCAAAGGAAGGAAACACAGUCCGUGGCUGCUGAGGAGACUUCCAAACAAUGGGCAUCAGCUUUGGGACAGACUUCAUUUCACCCCCACCCAAAAUGCUGACAACACAAAGAAUCCCCAGACCCAGGGAACAAGCAGAGCCGUCAGACCACCCCUCCCGCUUGCUGUUGGACAGCCCUUUGAGGUGAAUGGAAGUCCUUCUUUCCCGCAGAAGCCCACCCAGAGUCCCAAGGGCAGAGCACUCUGGUGGCGUCUGAACAAGGACGCCCUUGCCAUCAGUCGCGCCCUGCCCAUGGAACUCACAGCAAGAGCAGGAGAAGGGUCCUGGUGGGGUCUAGGCCUCAUCCUCCAGUCAACGCCUUAGUCCUUCCAUUAUGGGGAGCAUUUGGGUGAUUCUGUCCCUUCUCCAGCCAGUCCCAUGUACAAACAAUCCUGCUGGGCUCUCAAAGUCCUGGACCACCAAGCCCCUUCCCAGCUCUCCAGGCUUCUCACCCCCUUCCACAGAUUCUUCACCUGGCUAUUUUCCUCCGAUGCAACCCUCUCAACAUCUCCCAACUGGCUGUCCACUAUGCCCGGGAUGCUCUGCCUCCUCGCCUCUGCCUCCUGACUUCCUUCAAGCUUCAGCUAAAAUGCCAACUUCUGUAAGAAGCCUUUGCCAGUUCUCCUUAAUGUUCAUGUCUUCCCUCUGAGCUGACCUCCACUCUAUCCUGGCUAGCUCAUCUGUCCGUGGAUAUUUCCAUGUUGUUUCCCCCAUUGGACCGUGAGCUCUUGGAGGGCAGGGACUGGCUUUUGUCUUUCCUUAUAUUGCCAGAGCCUGGCAUGCAGCAGGCACUUAAUAAGUGCUCAUGGUUUGACUUGACUUCUCCAAGAAGCAUAUUGAGUUUUUUGGUUUUUUGGGUUUUUUUUAAAGUGAGGCAAUUGGGGUUAAGUAACUUGCCCAGGGUCACACAGCUGGUAAGUGUUAAGUGUCUGAGGUUGGAUUUGAACUCAGGCCCUCCUGACUCCAGGGCCGUGCUCUAUCCACUGCGCCACCUAGCUGCCCCUGAAGAAACAUAUUGUUAGGGAAAUUUCCCUCUGGCCCAAAGCUUCUCAAACUGUGUGUCAUGAUCCCAUAUGGGGUCAAGUAAGUGAAUAUGGGGGUUGUGAAAAAUUUGGCAGUAAAUGUUUGAUUUGCAUAUACCUAUACACCUGGGGUUGUGCAAAAAUUUCUCCAGUGAAAUGGUCUUGAGUGGAAAAAGUUUAAGCCCUGCUGUUCCUUGCCUAGAGAUCCACCCUCUUACCCUCAGGUCUAUGCAUAGAUUUCUCUCUCUCUCUCUCUCUCUCUCUCUCUCUUGCAGGGCAAUGAGGGUUAAGUGACUUGCCCAGGGUCACACAGCUAGUAAGUGUCAAGUAUCUGAACUCAGGUCCUCCUGAAUCCAGGGCCAGUGUGUUAUCCACUGCGCCACCUAGCUGCCCCUAUGCAUAGAUUUCUGGUGGGCUCUAUAACUUGUGUUUCUAACAUACUGGUAACUGAAUUUCAGUUUGAUUGGUUUCCUUUGAAAUUCUAGGUAUUUUGUUUAAUUCACUGAUAUCAUUCUGAGAGGUGGUCUGGUAGCACAAAGAAAGGCUCAAAAGAGCCUGAGGCUGAACUCUCAAGUUUAGGACCUACUAAAUAGGGGAAAUCUCAAAGAUGGGGUUACCUAAGGGGCAAACCCCAGGGCCAAGUGGGAAUAAUUCUCUGCUUCUCCAGGGGAUCUCUCAGGGGCCUGGCUGCUACCAGCUCUAGAGCUGGGCAAGUCUCCUGUCAGGAUGCUUGGGGAAGAACCUGCUGAUCUCCUGGGCUUUGCCCCCCCCCCCCCCAUCAGGCACUUUCGACUGGGAGAAAGAGAAUUCUGUCUCUGCUCUUCCCAUAUGGCUGAACACUGCUCUGUCUUCUGAAGUGUGUGUGUGGGGGGGGGGGGGGGGGCGGGGCGCUGCUCUAUCAGUUUUUAUAAACCAGAGAGGGUGGGGUCUUCUGACAAAGGCCAAUCUUCACAAGUCUGUCAGGUCAUUAUCUUGGAGGCAGCCCUGGUCUCUGAAACCCAAUGAAUGAUUCCGAGAGUCUUCUCUGCUAGCCAUGCUGAUCUUUCUUGGGGAGGGGCCCCUCUGACACCAUUGGGCUCAAUCUUCUUUUUGACCCUUUUGGCAAUUGAAUGAGGCCUAUGGAGCCCUUUUCAGAAUAAUGUUUUUAAAUGCAUAAAACAAAAAUAUAGGGUUACAGAGACAGAGGAAACCAAUUAUGAUGAAAUAAAAUUAUCAAAAACAUUUUCUUUUAAACCACACAAAUGUACAGACCCCUGCUCUAAACUCCUGCUCAAUAACCUCAUUGACUGGAGCAACUCAUCAGACAGAACACUGACUUCUCAGAUAAAUCGGCCUACAAGUAUUAUUGCAGUAAUUUUCCUUUGUGCUUUUUGGUGUCAUUUUCAUACAAGUCUUCCUAAGGGUUUUUCUGAAGCUAUAUCUAUCACUACUUUUUACUAUGCAAUAAUAUUCCCUUUCAGCAAAAUCCCAUGAGAUUCAUUCACUCAACGAAUAUUCAGUAAAUGUAGCAUGCUCCCUCCCCUCCCAAAGCACAUACUUCCCCCAAUGACAGGCAGCUGCUUUGUUUCCAGCUUUUUGCUAUGAAAAAAAAAAACAACCAAGAAAAGAAAGUAGUUUAUGGUCUCCUGGAGGGCCCAACAUGGACAUAGGGAAGUCAGUAUGAGAACAUUUGCAGAGGGGGAGGAGAUCAGGGCAGGCCUCCCAGAGGAAGCGGCAUCUGAGCCAAACUUUGGAGAGAGACAAGGAUUCCAAGUUGUGGGGUGGGGAAGGAGAUGUAGAGACAAAUUCAGGGACCAGCUGGGGCUGUAGCCUGGGGGAUAAUAGGCUAUAUCAGACACAUGAAAUGACAAGAUGGAACCAACACCAGGCUAUGGCAUUUCUGUUUUUCCUAGAAGCAAUAGGGAGCCAAUGAAUAUUUUUGAGGGGUGGAGUGAUAGGGUUACAAAUAUGUCUGAGAACUUUAAAUAAAAAUGUUUAUUAUUUUAAAAACCCAAGUAUGUCUGAGGAAGAUGAUUUUGUUGGUCAUUCAGGGGGUCAACAAGCAUUUACUGUGUGUGGGGCAUCUAGAUGGCACCAUGGUAGCUAGAGUAUUUGGGCUUGGAGUGUAGAAGACUUGAGAUACUUCCUAGCUGUAUGACACUGAACAAGUCACUUAACCUAUUUGCCUCAGUUUCCUCACCACUAAAAUGGGGGUGAUAAUUCUAGGACCUACCUCACAAGGUUGUUGUAAGAAUUCCAUGAGAAAAUAUACAUAAAGUGUUUUAUAAACCUUAAAGUUUGUGUAUGAAAGUUAAAGUGUAUAAAGUGCAUAAAGUUAAAGUGUAUGUAAAUAUUUGCUAUGAGCUAUUCUUGCCAGGCACUGUGCUGGAGGCAGCUGUGUGGAGGG
This is a messenger RNA of Dromiciops gliroides (monito del monte), 6431 nucleotides long. Its product is annotated as tigger transposable element-derived protein 1-like. The record is from RefSeq and is a predicted model, not a curated record. Bases 371 to 2092 code for a protein of 573 amino acids. Gene Ontology annotation, molecular function: DNA binding. The transcript has 4 exons. Gene Ontology annotation, cellular component: nucleus. Lineage: Eukaryota; Metazoa; Chordata; Mammalia; Microbiotheria; Microbiotheriidae.